This is a messenger RNA of Penicillium crustosum, 492 nucleotides long. RefSeq lists its product as uncharacterized. The transcript has a single exon. Lineage: Eukaryota; Fungi; Ascomycota; Eurotiomycetes; Eurotiales; Aspergillaceae. Bases 1 to 492 code for a protein of 163 amino acids. The record is from RefSeq and is a predicted model, not a curated record.
AUGGACAAUGAAGUCGGGCUAUGGAUGGAAAAAUUACCUCUGAACGUUCCAGAACAGCCCGAGCUACGUUCUACCAAAGACAUUUCGAGGCCCCAUCGAGAUACCAUUGAUGGACUCAAUCCGGAACAGUUCCAUCACAAAUGCUCCGAAAAGUUGCUUCAGGCUGUGGACAUCCUGACCGAAGUCAUCAUCAUGCACAAUUCACUUUCAACACACACUGAGUCAUCCGUUCCUACAAUCCAUCCAACAGCUGAUAUUCAUUCCACCGAAAACCAAAUAGAUGAUGAUGCACUAAAGGAGAACAUGGAAUACUCAUCUGUCUGUCAUCAGCUUGGGGAGAAUAUAUGGGACACUGAGACCACAUUGGAUGCAAGUUCGGCUUUGACCCCCGAGUCUCUCGAAUUUGUGGCUGCGUCGAAUUACAAUAUUUGGUUGGAAUUGAAUGACUUUGACCUCGAAGGUCCUUCAUCGCUGGGUUCAUAUGAUGCAUAG